Messenger RNA from Haliaeetus leucocephalus (bald eagle), 1192 nucleotides. It is a transcript of the gene SRI, whose product is annotated as sorcin. The coding region runs from base 1 to 582 and encodes 193 amino acids. Lineage: Eukaryota; Metazoa; Chordata; Aves; Accipitriformes; Accipitridae. Gene Ontology annotation, molecular function: calcium ion binding. The transcript is spliced from 8 exons. The record is from RefSeq and is a predicted model, not a curated record.
AUGCGUGUAGACUCCGUUACACAGAUGAUUGGUUCAUAUGGAGGAGCUCCAGGAGGGCCAGCGUUCCCUGGACAAGCUCAGGAUCCUUUGUAUGGUUAUUUUGCUGCAGUAGCAGGGCAGGAUGGACAAAUAGAUGCUGAUGAACUACAGAGAUGUCUCACCCAGUCAGGGAUUGCAGGAGCAUAUAAACCUUUCAACUUAGAGACUUGCAGACUCAUGAUCUCAAUGCUGGAUAGGGAUAUGUCUGGCACACUGGGAUUUAAUGAGUUUAAAGAACUCUGGGCUGUGGUCAAUGGCUGGAAGCAACAUUUCAUAAGUUUUGACAAUGAUAGAAGUGGUACAGUGGAUCGUCAAGAACUAGAGAAAGCCUUGAUGAAUAUGGGAUUUAGACUGAGCCCACAGGCAGUGACUGCAAUCACAAGGCGAUACAGCACUCGUGGAAAGAUUACAUUUGAUGAUUACAUUGCCUGCUGUGUGAAACUGAGAGCUCUCACUGAAUGUUUUAGAAGAAGGGAUACAUCUCAGCAAGGUUUUGUGAACUUCCAGUAUGAUGAUUUCAUACAGUGUGUUAUGAGCGUCUGAAUCAAAAGGAAGCAAGCUGUGGAUGAUCACAAUUAACAUUCCAGUUUGUGUUUUGCUUUGCCAAAUCUUCCAAUGAUUGUGUAUCUCAAUAUUGCAGAUUGCCUAUUUUAUGAGGGUAUUGCUUUACACGCUUGCAUUUUUUUAGUUUUGACAAUGAAUAUAAACUACUCAUGUACUGUUGUCUUUAACUUCCAACCUGUGACGAUUAAAGAUGGUUUUAUUUUCAUAAACUUGCAAUUCACUAUGUAUAACUCAAAUUAUGCAGAUAGUAAAUUUUUCUGUAAUGUGUUUACUUUUUUCCUGUGAUUCACUAAAACUAGUUCCUGGAGUGCAACUUACCUUUUUCUGUCUUAAAUAGUAUCACGUGUAUGACACAAGAUGAUAGGAGUAAGACAGAUGUACGAAGUGAAAGAGCUUUUGGAAUGAUCAUUUUAUGCUGGUCUGUUAGAAUAUCAGUAAGUUUAAGUUGCUUAUUUCAGCAGCUAGCUAUUUUCAAGAUGAAGUCGGUGACACCAUGUGCUGAGUGUAAGACUACCUGUUGGAACUUCUCAUAAGCAGGGAUGCGACAAAACAUAGCACAGAACUCUUCUAGCAGUGUGCUCUUGUAUAG